GAGAAAGUCAUUUCCUUUCAGGUCGAUAUGAAGUUUAAACGUAUGCGGCAAGAUGUAAAGCAGACAGAAGGAAGUUUGUUGAAUAAAACGAACUCAUCUUUGCAAGAUUUCGAAAAUAAGGUCAACAGUGAAAUUAGAGUUGUUUCACUCAAGCUGAAUGAAACAAUUGCCCGUGCUGACUAUUUAUCUUCUUCACUGGAAUCACAAAGGAAAAACGUAACAAAUAGUUUUGGAAAACUUGAACUUAGAGUUAAAAUGGAGGAAGAAAAAUCUAACAACAUCACAAAAAGUUCGGAUCACCACUUCAAGUUGAUCAAGCAUUUGACCAAUAUGCUGAAUGACACUCGGGAAGAUAUGAGGAAUAUGUCUCGAGAACAAUCUACGGCUUUGGAACAAGCUCAAAAUUCCACAGUUACGGAACUUCUAAGAGUUCGGAUGUUGGUGAACUCAACGCAGACGAUUAUCAUGACACAGUUAAAGAAAGUGCACGAAAACAUGACUGAAAAGGUAACAAAGGAAACUGAGAAACUUAAGGCCAGAAUAGAAAUUGUGGAAAGCAAAUCAAAUAACUUAAGGCAUGUCACGGAUCAACACCUAAAGAAGAUUCAGCAAAUCGAGGAAUUGGUCAACAUUACACGUGACAACAUUAAAGAAGAAUCCAAAAAGCAUUUUACCGCGCUAUGGUUGGUAGGAAACUCUACCAAAAUGGAUCUUCGAAGUAUACGCGUGGUUUUGAAUGUAACGCGUGGUAAUAUUGUAAGACAGCUAAAAGAAGUGCAAAACAACUUCACUGAACAGGUAAAGAACGUUAGUAAGAUGCCGGGUCCUAUCGGACCUCCUGGCUACAACGGAAGUCAGGGACCUGUUGGCCCCCAGGGAGCCCUGGGUCCUGCUGGUCCUAAAGGAUCAGGAGACUUUAGUCAAUGUCAGUAUAAAAAUGAAAGUGAAGAUCCGAUUCCUGGUGGCUCGAAUAGGAUAAGUGUAGUUAUUAAUGAGCCAACAAAUAAAAGGAUAAUGGCAGUUACAUGCUCAACAAAUCACGGCAUUGAGUAUAAUCUUUUAACAACGAUACAAAGAGGCGUCCUGAGAUAUAUUUGCAUCUGUGAUGGAAAAUCCAGAUAUUUCAGUGGAGGAACUAGUUGCUACCUGCACUAUUGGAUUUGCCCUUUAACAACAUAA
Pocillopora verrucosa is the source of this 1179-nucleotide messenger RNA. NCBI's taxonomy places the organism in Eukaryota, Metazoa, Cnidaria, Anthozoa, Scleractinia, Pocilloporidae. The record is from RefSeq and is a predicted model, not a curated record.